This is a messenger RNA of Monopterus albus (swamp eel), 2696 nucleotides long. RefSeq names its product programmed cell death 2-like (gene pdcd2l). NCBI's taxonomy places the organism in Eukaryota, Metazoa, Chordata, Actinopteri, Synbranchiformes, Synbranchidae. The coding region runs from base 85 to 1176 and encodes 363 amino acids. Gene Ontology annotation, cellular component: cytoplasm. The record is from RefSeq and is a predicted model, not a curated record. Gene Ontology annotation, biological process: apoptotic process. The transcript has 2 exons.
AACUUCCACAAGACGGCGGUCAUGUUUGGGUGACGGACGUCAGAUUUUUAAUCAGUUCCGGGUAGUGUUUCCGCCAUAUGAAAGAUGGCUGCCCUCCGUCACGAGCAAACGCUGAUCGGUCUGUGUGAUGGGGACCUCGACCCAAACAGAUACCGCUCCUCAUAUCUGACCAACAAAGUCGGGGGUCGACCGGACUGGCUGCCGGUCAUCUCCCGGCAGUCUCCCCGAUGUGGUCACUGCAGAGCUCCGCUAGCACACGUGGUGCAGGUGUACUGCCCCCUGGAGUUCUCCCCUUACCACAGAAACCUCCACCUGUUCGCAUGCCCAGGUGCCGACUGCAUCAGCCGUGCAGAGAGCUGGAGGGUGCUCCGUUCUCAGGGCCUAGAGACUGAGGCUGCAGCUGCGCUUAUAGCCAGCUGGCCCGCGCCGGCUCAGGAGUCUCCUCUGUCGGCCACUGACUGGUGUGACACCGCGGACGACUGGGGGACGGAGGAGGAGGGUGGAGAUGGGCGGAGAGGGGCGAGGGAAGCCGCAGCAGUAGCUUCUGAGGCAAAAGCAGGUCCUACGUGCAGUGAGGUGGAUGUCAGCACCAGACUGCAGGACCUCACUUUGGGAGAUUCCCAGGAGGACGUCCCUGUUUUCUGCCCAUUCUUCAUCAGCGUGGCAGAUGAAUCAGACCUGUGUGGUGAGGACGAUGAGCUGGAGCACGCCCAGGAGCUGCUGAGGGCGUACGAGAGGAGAGAGGGGGUGGUAGUAGGAGCAAUGGAUGUCAGUGAGGGAGGCGGCAGCACAGCGGAGAAGUAUGAGAAAGCCAGAGCCAGACAUGGAGACGCCGUUUUCUCCAGGUUCAUGAAGAAGAUCUCAGCAUGUCCACAACAAAUCUUACGCUACUGUCACGGCGGAAAUCCACUUUUCAUCUCCGAGCCACCAUCCAACAUGGCUGAGGUGGUUUCAGCGUGUGGUUCCUGUGGAGGGUCCAGGACUUUUGAGCUGCAGCUGAUGCCGGCUCUGGUCAGUCUGCUGCAGAGGAAGGACAGCGGUGCUGAGGUGGAGCUGGAGUUUGGGACAGUCCUGGUUUACACCUGCACAAACAGCUGCUGGAGGACGGGGUCAAGGUCCGCUGUGGAGGAGCUGUGCUUUGUUCAGACAGACCCGGACCAGCAGCUUUUUAAAUGACUGAGGAACUGGAUCAGUCUGAUCCUCACUCUGUGCAUCAAACAGAAGCUGUUUUAAAGUAGACAUAGUGAUGAUGGUUAACUUUUCUUAAGUUGUCAGAACUGAAAGUCUCGCCUUUACUGUCCUCUACUGGUUUAAGGACUUGCCUUAUGAAAUCACUGUUAGCGUGGUAACAGAUGCAACAAAGCACAUCACUGACCACAUCUACCAGAGAUGUUGGAUGGGUAUACAUUAGCUCCCAUGGUUUAGAUUAAGGUAACAAUUCACUUCCCCCAGAAUCUGCUCCAGAGCACUGGGAUCUAACACUAACCAUGACGGAGCUAAAAACAGAUUUGCAACCUUUAGACACACAGGGCAGCACAACGCUGCUGUUAGGCUCAUCUGUACAGAAGGGCAUCAGGGGACAACAAGUAUGAGGUCAGUGAUGAUCACUUAAGUUCCAGAUCAAACAACAUCUGGUUUCCAUAGAGUUGUAGACAAAGAUUUUAAAGAGCAGAUAAAUACUGAAUCUUAGGGAAAAAAACUGAUGAAUGAUGUUUGCACACAUGGAGUCAGCAAGACAAGACAUCAGGUGGCUGGUUCUUGAUUGAUGUACAAUUUAAGACCUCGCACGUGGAGCAUUUUUUAACAAGCUGACUCAGAUCCAAGUUCACCAGAAGUUUACUGAUAGGAGCCUGUGAAACGGCAUUAAACCCUAAUAUGGGAAGUUAUUGUCAGAGGAAUAAAUACAAAUAUGAAACUCCAGGUAAGACACUCAGAGACUGGUGAGGUGACACUGGAAGACUCCGCAGCUUUGCUUCUUAUAAGAGGAAAAAUGAAAACAAGCAGCUGAAUAUCAUUAACAACGUAUUGAGGGUGCUGAAAUGAUACCUCUAUAAUCUCACUGUGUAAUAUCUGGAACAAAACUGGUAAAUUGUCUUUUGCACCUUUGGUUAUUGAGCUUUAAAAGCGGAUGGUGUAUUGUGGCCAGUGUUUGGUGACUGAACAUAAACCUAUUUAUCUUAAGAAAAGCGGCUGCAACACUUGGUGAAUGUUGCUUAGUACUGUAGAGCGGAUUUCCCGUGUCCUCCAGCUCAGUACUAUUACCUGCUCUGACCGCUGACCUUGUUGUAAUGAAGUGUUACUGCCUCGGGUGUCAGGUGACAUAAAUACCAGGGGCUCAGUUGUUGAUGUUGCUCAUCCUAAAACGUUUAUCGAGUCAAGCUCACACAACAAUAAACUAAUUUACAAAACACAGUAUUUCCUUUUCUUUUUACUUCAACCUUACACCUUAGAAUAAGUCACUAUCUUCAGUUUCACACCGAACAGCCCAGAGCCGAAACAGCAGUAAUUCAGCAAAGGAAAUGUAAACCAAGCUAUAAAAAAUGUCCAGGGUGUCGGCUAUAACUGGCCCAGAUCCAGAGUAUCAAAAUAACAUUUCUUAGUUACCUGACCAAUAAAUAAUGACAGGAUCUGUCAUUUUUGUGCGGCCUAUGUCUCUGUAAUGUCGUGACUGAUUGUGGUUUAUUUACAGCCCUUUU